This is a messenger RNA of Theileria orientalis strain Shintoku, 633 nucleotides long. RefSeq lists its product as hypothetical. The record is from RefSeq and is a predicted model, not a curated record. The transcript is spliced from 3 exons. Bases 1 to 633 code for a protein of 210 amino acids. NCBI's taxonomy places the organism in Eukaryota, Apicomplexa, Aconoidasida, Piroplasmida, Theileriidae.
AUGGAGGUAGCAAACAUGUAUAAUCUGAUUUCUAUGUAUAUUAUAUAUAUGUGUGUGUUUGGUAAAAUAACAAUAUCAAUUCAAAUUGAAUCGAAAUCAUCGGAAGAUAAUUACACACCCACGCUAGAAAAGAACAACAUACCGAACGAAAUUGCAAAAAUAUUUACACUUACAGACCGUAAUUCAGCAAAUGUGUGUUUCCUAAGAAACACAUACCUGGAGCAGGAGGAUGUUCCGAAGGAGUGUACAUGUACAUUUGCAAGAUUACAAAGAAUAGAGCUGGAGUGUGCAAACGAACAGGUUACAAACCGGAAGAAUUGUGACCAGAACGUGUGUGAGACCUGUUGUAUUUUGAGCCUAUCCUCUAAGUUCAAAAAGGACUUUUCGAAGUCAGGAGCGCCAGUUAACUGUAAGAUGAGGUGUUUUAACUCCCCGACGGUGACAGAUAUUACGCAGGACUCAAUGCAGAUUCUGAACGACUACCUGCUAAGGAUUGACUCGCUAUACAAUAUACAACACCCUAAGGUCCAUAUCGAGGAUAGUAAGUUUGAACUAAUUAACAACGCUGCAGAAAAGGAAGUCCCAACGCAAUAUCAGAUAUUACCACUAAAUAAGAAGGACGAUUCGCUAUGA